CGGAAGCGCUGAGCCUGGCCGAGGCCGCCCCGGGCGCGCGCAGUGAAGAUGGCGGACCCGGCCGAGUGCAACAUCAAAGUCAUGUGUCGCUUCAGGCCGCUCAACGAGUCGGAGGUCGCCCGCGGCGACAAGUACGUCGCCAAGUUCCAGGGGGAGGACACGGUCGUCAUGGCGUCCAAGCCCUACGCAUUUGACCAGGUGUUCCAGUCACACACAUCUCAGGAGCAAGUGUACAACGACUGUGCGAAGAAGAUCGUGAAAGAUGUACUGGAGGGAUACAAUGGAACAAUAUUUGCCUAUGGACAAACGUCCUCGGGGAAGACACAUACGAUGGAGGGUAAACUUCAUGACCCAGAAGGCAUGGGGAUUAUUCCAAGAAUAGUACAAGAUAUUUUUAAUUAUAUUUACUCCAUGGAUGAAAACUUGGAAUUUCAUAUUAAGGUUUCAUAUUUUGAAAUUUAUUUGGAUAAGAUAAGGGACCUAUUGGAUGUUUCAAAGACCAACCUUUCAGUUCAUGAAGAUAAAAACCGAGUCCCCUAUGUAAAGGGGUGCACAGAACGUUUUGUUUGCAGUCCAGAUGAAGUGAUGGAUACCAUAGAUGAGGGAAAGUCCAAUAGACAUGUAGCAGUUACAAAUAUGAAUGAGCACAGCUCUAGAAGUCACAGUAUAUUUCUUAUUAACGUCAAGCAAGAGAACACGCAGACGGAACAAAAGCUGAGUGGAAAACUGUAUCUGGUUGAUUUAGCUGGUAGUGAAAAGGUCAGUAAAACCGGAGCUGAGGGUGCUGUGCUUGAUGAAGCCAAGAACAUCAACAAGUCUCUCUCUGCUCUGGGGAAUGUCAUCUCUGCGCUGGCGGAGGGUAGUAAUUACGUUCCGUACCGAGAUAGUAAAAUGACAAGGAUUCUUCAGGAUUCACUAGGUGGGAACUGUAGGACCACCAUUGUGAUCUGCUGCUCUCCGUCAUCCUACAAUGAAUCUGAAACCAAGUCCACACUGCUGUUUGGCCAAAGGGCCAAAACAAUUAAGAACACAGUUUGUGUCAAUGUAGAGUUAACUGCAGAACAGUGGAAAAAGAAGUAUGAAAGAGAAAAAGAGAAAAACAAAACUUUGCGGAACACCAUUCAGUGGCUUGAAAAUGAACUCAACCGGUGGCGUAAUGGCGAGACUGUGCCGAUCGAUGAACAGUUUGACAAAGAGAAGGCCAACCUGGAGGCUUUUGUGGUGGAUAAGGAUGUGGCCAUCACCAACGAGAAGCUGGCAGCCCCAACAGGGGUCACUGGGAACUUCACGGAUGGCGAGAGAAGAAAGUGUGAAGAGGAAAUGGCUAAACUGUACAAGCAACUUGAUGACAAAGAUGAAGAAAUUAAUCAGCAGAGCCAAUUAGUAGAGAAACUAAAGACUCAAAUGUUGGAUCAGGAAGAGCUUCUAGCAUCUACUAGAAGGGACCAAGAUAACAUGCAAGCUGAGCUGAGUCGCCUUCAGGCCGAAAAUGAUGCCUCGAAAGAAGAGGUCAAAGAAGUGCUACAAGCCUUAGAGGAGCUUGCUGUGAACUAUGACCAGAAGUCUCAGGAGGUUGAGGACAAGACCAAGGAGUACGAGCUGCUCAGUGACGAGCUGAACCAGAAAUCAGCGACUUUAGCAAGCAUAGACACUGAGCUUCAGAAACUGAAGGAAAUGACCAACCACCAGAAAAAGCGGGCAGCUGAAAUGAUGGCAUCUUUACUGAAAGACCUUGCAGAAAUAGGAAUCGCUGUAGGAAAUAACGAUGUCAAGCAGCCUGAGGGAACUGGCAUGAUAGACGAAGAGUUUACUGUGGCGAGGCUGUACAUCAGCAAAAUGAAGUCCGAGGUCAAAACCAUGGUGAAACGCUGCAAGCAGUUAGAGGGUACCCAGACGGAGAGCAACAAGAAAAUGGAAGAGAACGAAAAGGAGCUAGCGGCCUGCCGGCUCCGUGUCUCCCAGCAUGAAGCAAAAAUCAAGUCACUGACUGAGUACCUCCAGAAUGUGGAGCAGAAGAAAAGGCAGAUGGAGGAGUCCGUGGAUUCCCUCAGUGAGGAGCUUGUCCAGCUGCGUGCGCAAGAGAAAGUCCAUGAAAUGGAGAAGGAGCACUUAAACAAGGUCCAGACAGCAAAUGAAGUUAAGGCAACUGUGGAACAGCAGAUCCAGAGCCACAGAGAAACACACCAGAAGCAAAUCAGCAGUUUGAGAGAUGAAGUUGAGGCAAAAGAAAAGCUGAUCACUGAUCUUCAAGAUCAAAACCAGAAGAUGAUGUUAGAGCAGGAGCGUCUGAGAGUAGAACACGAGAAGCUAAAGACUACAGAUCAGGAAAAGAGUAGAAGACUCCAUGAACUUACGGUCAUGCAGGACAGACGGGAGCAAGCGAGGCAGGACUUGAAGGGUCUGGAAGAGACCGUGGCGAAAGAGCUUCAGACUUUACACAACCUGAGGAAGCUUUUUGUCCACGACCUGGCCACUAGAGUUAAGAAGAGCGCCGAGAUUGAUUCUGAUGACACUGGUGGCAGUGCCGCGCAGAAGCAGAAGAUCUCUUUUCUUGAAAAUAAUCUUGAGCAGCUCACUAAAGUGCACAAGCAGUUGGUCCGUGAUAACGCAGACCUCCGCUGUGAGCUUCCCAAGUUGGAGAAGCGCCUGAGAGCCACAGCAGAAAGAGUGAAGGCUCUGGAGUCGGCCCUGAAAGAAGCCAAAGAAAACGCCUCCCGUGACCGCAAGCGCUACCAGCAAGAGGUGGAUCGCAUCAAGGAAGCAGUCAGGUCCAAGAACAUGGCCCGAAGAGGACAUUCUGCCCAGAUCGCCAAGCCCAUUCGUCCAGGACAGCACCCGGCAGCUUCCCCCACCCACCCGGGCGCCAUUCGUGGAGGAGGGGCCCUCGUGCAGAACAGCCAGCCGGUGGCCGUGAGGGGCGGAGGCGGCAAACAAGUGUGAGGUGCUGAAAGGAACGGAAGUGAGAAGAGGACAUACUGUCAUUUAAUGGGAGUGAUGUCAGUAGAAUCCUAACUUUCGUCAACGUAUAGAUCGUACCUGGCCUGUACAGCUAUUUCGUGCCCGCUCUUUAAACUCUGCUGCUCCCAACACAGCUGGAGUGCAGUCUGGGCUCCUUAGAGAAUGACAGCUCGCCACUGUGGCCUAUUUAUUACACAGCUUGUCUCUCGCAGACUGCACCACGUAGGACUGUGCUUUCUGUACUUGUCUGUCUUUGACCUCAUUUAAAUUGCCUAGCUGCUACUGCUUCUUCCUUUUCUUAUUAAAUAUCUUAUUUUAGGAAAAAUGGAACAUUUACUUUAAAUGUAUCAAAUUUUACCACUUAGAACACUACAUACCCACAAAAUAUAUCAGGUCAGUACUGUACUUGACAACCCUUGAAAUGGUUUCAGAGUUAAAAUUAUGUCUGUCACCUCUGAAGUUUGCUUCUGAAAAUGACUUUUGAGCACUGAGACCGUGCAUCUGCCCAACUAGGUGUCGGAGACGCAGCAGGGCCGCUUACCUAGUGUCUCAUAGAUGCCUACUGUUCUCUUGAAUAGAGACAUUUCACAUCAUCAAAGACAAAGAAUCUGCUUAGGACUUUCUAGGAUGAAUUGUAUUUCUCUUACUCCUAUUUCUGUAGUCAGCAUAGCUUGAUGGAAUGAGAACACCCUGCUUCAUUCUGGGGAGCCUGUUUGCUAAGUUAAGGAUUGGACAGCUGUUUCAUCAUCUUAAUUUAGUGAACGGAAUUAGGUACUGUAGCGUUAGGCACGAUUUAUAUUGUUAGUACUACAUUGGCUGAUCUCAGUUUGUAACCUAUAGAAAUUGAGGGAAAUUGUGGAACAGAACAGUUGUGUGAAGAACUCAUAAAUAGGUAAAUUUUGGUCUGAAAUCCCUGAGGUAUUUUUAACUUGCUACGCUGUCACACACUCUAAUUUUGUUGUUGUUUAGUCUAGAAAUAGUAAGUUGUUUGCAAGUCAUUAAUGAUCCUCAAAUCAUUUUCUUGGGUGUAACCUGUAAUUUUAUGAUUAGCACUAAAUGAACAUGUUUGAGACCUACAAAGACAAGAGGGAGAGAUUUCAAGAUUGCUUUACGGGGGGGAACUACCGCAGCUGCUAGACGUCGCAGGGACUCAUUCAGUCAGUGAGAAAUUUGGAAAGUCCUUUGUUGGAAUCUGGCUGGCAGAAGUAACUUUUUCAAAAAGUUUUUUACACAGAUAUUUGUAUUAAAUUCGGAGCCAUAGUCAGAAGACUCAGAUCAUAAUUGGCUUAUUUUUCUAUUUCCUUAACUACUGUAAUUUCCACUUUUAUAAUACUUUUGAUUUAAAAGAAAUUUAUUUAUUUUUUUAACAGUCAAAUUCUUGCUGUCGUAGCCUUUAAAAUUACUGUGUUGCUUUUAGAACUUAUCAAAAGAAACACUCCAAAAAUCGAGGUGGAACAUUGGUGUGGUAAGAUUGAAAUAAUGACAUUAUCUUUUCAAAAUGUGCUGAGAGUAUUUGCGAGGAUGUUUUUCUAAAUGAAGAAAUAUCUGACUGCUUCCAUGUAGAUGUUUGUAUUUUGUUUUCCAAUGAAAACUUGCUGCUUUGGCAAUAUUCGCAAGUGAGGCAGAAUUGUUUUUCCUUUUGUCUGAAUAUAGUAGCUUCAUUCUUAGAAGAUAUUUCACGGGUAUUGGUGCUGUGUAACAAGUUGUAACUAGUGUGUGGCUCAGAAUACAUGAUUGUAGCACUUCUGAAGUAUCUGAAUUGGCUCUUUUCAUAAUCACAAACUUUCACAGAACUCACGAAUGUGUUUCCGUAAAUGGCUCUUGCUGUUGCCGCCAGACCUAGCGCACACUUACCACAGGGAGCUUCUCUGGUCAGCCAGAACGUUGUCACUAACUCCACUCCACAGCGUCGUCUUGCCUGGACGUAUCACCAUUCCUCCGACGGGCAGUGAUGUGGUCCAGAAGACACACUCGGUGAAAUAAAGUCGUGUUUACUCACGGUGGUCAUUACGCCGUCUGCCGAUUUAAGGAGGCUGGCACACUGCGUCCUCACGGGUGGACCUGCGGGCUGGAGGGGAGUCCAGGUCGCCCACGGCAGCACGCUGGUGCGUUUUCAGCUGCAAGACCCGUUUGAUCUGAAACCAACCUGCAUGCUGUCAGUGUCUUUUCCGUUUAAUAAAGAGGAAAGGUUUUUUGAAGUGUAA
Molecule: messenger RNA, 5162 nt
Organism: Erinaceus europaeus (western European hedgehog)
Lineage: Eukaryota; Metazoa; Chordata; Mammalia; Eulipotyphla; Erinaceidae
Gene: KIF5B
Product: kinesin family member 5B
Exons: 26
Coding region: 49-2940 (963 amino acids)
Biological process (GO): microtubule-based movement
Molecular function (GO): microtubule motor activity; ATP binding; microtubule binding
Source: RefSeq, a predicted model, not a curated record